GCAUUGGCAAUCUGAGGUUCGCGAUGGGAAACCGAGAUCGCCAUGACGGUAUCGAUAAGGCUGCCUGCAAGGUGAUAAGAUAAGGCACUGCCCCUCCAUUGGCCUCCGGACAUCGCUCUCGGCAACAAGACAGCUUUACUUGAGUGAGAUCAGGAGCUCCUCGAUUUCAUGAUGCCCAAGAGUACCUGGAGUAUGCAUGGCAUUUCCCACUGCUGUAAAUAACUGUAAAUAACUGUAAAUAGCGGUUUGGACUAAAGGAUCAUCUAGCGCCCAACCUAAUUCCUGUGGCGCUACUUUUUGGCGGCCAGGAGGGGUCCCUGAACAAAAGACAAACCCCACCGGCAACCUCCGUUCGGACAUGUCACAUGCGCCCCGCGCUUCUAUAUUCCUACGUACUGCGAAGUGCGAACCAAAACUUAUACUAUACAUAGACCAACCACUGCAUAGUCUCACAUAUCCUCAGCAGCCAUCACCAUGGCACCGCAGCAAGAGUUUCCCCCCGUGCGCGCCUGUCUCUUCGACAUGGACGGCCUCCUCCUCGACACCGAAGACCUCUACACCAAAGCCGUCAACAUCAUCCUCGACAAGUACGCCCGCGAACCGCUCCCCUGGUCCAUCAAGGCCAAACUCCAGGGCCGCCCGGGCCCCGCCUCGGUCCAGAUCUUCCACGACUGGGCCAAGCUGCCCAUCAGCCAGGAGGAUUACGUCGCCCAGAACCAAGCCCUCCAAAAUGAGCUCUUCCCCUCGGCGGGCCCUCUCCCCGGCGUCGUCGAACUGCUGCGCGACCUCGGCCGGACAAAGGACGUGCAGGACAAGCAGAAGAGGGUGCACAUUGCGCUGGCGACGAGCUCACACAAGGGCAACUUUGAGCUCAAGACGGGUCAUCUCCAGGAUCUGUUCUCCGUGUUCCCCUCGCAUCGUCGGGUCCUAGGCGAUGAUACCCGUCUCCAGCCCGGACGCGGCAAACCCCUCCCGGACAUCUUCCUGUUGGCGCUCAAGACGAUCAACGACUCGCUCGACCCUGAGGAGAAGCCCAUCGCGCCCGAGGAAUGUCUCGUCUUUGAGGACUCUGUCCCCGGUGUCGAGGCUGGGCGUCGCGCGGGCAUGCGUGUCAUCUGGGUCCCGCAUGUCGAGCUGAAGAAGCUGUAUAACGGGCGCGAGGGCGAGAUUCUCGCGGGUCGCAUGGCCGAGGCCGGCGAGGUGGACAUGCACCAGGUUGGGGAGAUUGAUGACGGGUGGGGUGAGCACAUGUCUUCGUUGGAGAACUUCCCUUAUGGGAGGUAUGGGAUGGAGAUCCCGGGUGUGAAUGCUGCUAUGUCGUGAUGAUGAGCGUGAUGGCGCGUAGACAGAUUAGACGAGCCAACAUUGGGAAUAUAGAAGCUAGACCAUCCUUCUGCACAUUAAAGGAGGACACGACUUUUUAAGCAUGCGUGAGACAAUAUUCCUCAGUCAGGAAGCAUGAUUGAUCAGACAUGUAGAUACAAUAAGUAAGA
Messenger RNA from Emericellopsis atlantica, 1493 nucleotides. RefSeq names its product HAD-like domain-containing protein. NCBI's taxonomy places the organism in Eukaryota, Fungi, Ascomycota, Sordariomycetes, Hypocreales, Bionectriaceae. The record is from RefSeq and is a predicted model, not a curated record. Bases 475 to 1323 code for a protein of 282 amino acids. Gene Ontology annotation, molecular function: phosphatase activity. The transcript has 2 exons.